Messenger RNA from Arachis ipaensis, 968 nucleotides. RefSeq lists its product as uncharacterized. Lineage: Eukaryota; Viridiplantae; Streptophyta; Magnoliopsida; Fabales; Fabaceae. The record is from RefSeq and is a predicted model, not a curated record.
UAUAUAUAUAUCAGAUCAAGAAAACAAUUUUCACUAAGAUAGAUCGUAAUCAUCAUAAUCAUAUCAGAGCCACUUCUCUGAAGUUGAAGCAACUCAGAAUUUAUACACUUCUAGUUCUUAUUAUCAGAGGAUACAACUCAUAAUUGAUUUAGGUUUUUGCAGGUGCCAUUCAUUCAUAAAUAUUAAGACUCCAUUCACAUGGAAUACAACAAGAAAAAUCACCAUCUUCCUCCUCCUCCUCUUCCACCUGUUUCCGAGACGGAAGAAGGAGGAGGAGGAGGAGAGAGCACAAUGGAGUGCUCGGCGAAGCUGUGCAAGUCGUGCACGGCUGGCCUCAUAGCCGACUGUGUCGCGCUAUGCUGCUGUCCGUGCGCGGUCUUGCACUGCUUCGCCUUAGCAUUUGUAAAGGCUCCAUGGGUUGUCGGAAGAAGGUGCUUCCGCUUAGGCAAGAAAUCAUGGUCGUCGUCGUCGUCUUCCUCCUCCUCAUCUAACAACAAGAAGAAGAAAACACUGAUCAAACACAACAAGAGAAGAUGCAAAUGUUCUUCUUCUACUAUUACAACAACUAGUAGUAGUAGUACUACUACUACUAAUGAUUUUGAUGCUGUCGCUGUCGUGCAAUCAACAUCAUCGGAAACCAAUGAUGUUGUUGUUGGGAGGGACGAUGAACUGGAGAGUGUCACUGUCAAUGCUGGAUUUGAGGCUGACGAGGUUUGGUUAGAGCUUUAUCAAAUUGCUCAUUUGGAUUUUGGAAGGAUUUCUUUCUCAGACCAACAUAAUGAGUGAAUUAUUAUUAUUAUUAUUAUGAUUAUUAUUGUUAUUGUUAUUGCAAUUAAGUUGUUAAUUAUUCGUUUUUCAAUUGCAUGGUCAUUUGGGAUGACCCAAAGGACCAUUUUGCCCCAAUUCAUUGUUGUAUAUAAUGGGACCUUCUUUGGAGCAAUGCAAUACUGACAAUAUCAUUGUUUUUA